Molecule: messenger RNA, 757 nt
Organism: Saccostrea cuccullata (small rock oyster)
Lineage: Eukaryota; Metazoa; Mollusca; Bivalvia; Ostreida; Ostreidae
Product: perlucin-like protein
Exons: 7
Coding region: 164-757 (197 amino acids)
Molecular function (GO): signaling receptor activity
Source: RefSeq, a predicted model, not a curated record
AAACAGGAAGAACAUGUCUGGAGCUGGGAUGCGUCCCGACAACAGUGACUGUAUUUAUCUUUUUACAAGUUUUAUUUCUGGAACCAAACAUACAUUCCUAGGACUAACGUUUAUAACAUGUACACAGUUUGGAAACAGUGAUUGAAUCACAUGCCUUAGGAGGAUGUUUCUGAUAACCUUAUCAAUAGCUGUUUUCAAUACUGCUGUACAAGGUCAGCCGCUCUAUGAUGAGAUGUCGGAUCCGUGUAAAGAAAAGAGAAACACUUAUGAAAUGUAUAAAGAGCACGUAUUGUCUCUACAGUUGGUGAUCAACAAAUUACAGGAAAAAUACUGCAACGUCACAGCAUGUCCCGAUGAUUGGAUAUCUUUCGAAAACAACUGCUACUUAUUUUCUGAAACCAAAACUACAUUUGAAGCAGCAAAGGAUAUUUGUAACAAAGCCCGCGCUUAUAUUCUUGAGGAUCUAAGUCCAUGGGAAAUGUUACUAACAAAAGCAAAAGGUUUUACCCAUAUGUGGAUUGGCGCCACAGAUAUCCGUCAAGAAGGAGUCUAUGUCUAUGAAUCCACGGGAUCCAGAGUGACCAAUGGCGAUUGGUUUAAAGGUCAACCAGGUGGAGGAAGGGAUGAAAACUGCGUAGUAGCUUCUAAAGAUAACAAUUGGCAGUGGCAUGAUUUUCCGUGUAAUGACAGGUUUCAUUACGUCUGCAAGAAAACUAUUGCAUCUGCAAGAAAACUAUUGCAUCUGCAUGGAAACUAA